CCGCCGGCGAAGAGGAGGAGGGGCGCGCGGCUUCCGGCGGCCGGGGGGUGCGGCGGGCGGGGGGCCCGUCCCGGAGGCGGCGGCGGCGCCAUCUUGGCGAAGGGGGGAUCAGGAAGUGCGGACCGCGGCGGCGGCGGCGGCGGCGGAGCCCGGAGCGGAGGCCGGAGGCUCCCGGCCCGCCGGCCCCGGAGCGGAGCGGAGCGGAGGAUGCAGCAGCCGCAGCCGCAGGGGCAGCAGCAGCCGGGGCCGGGGCAACAGCUGGGGGGCCAGGGGGCGGCGCCGGGGGCCGGGGGCGGCCCGGGGGGGGGCCCGGGGCCGGGGCCCUGCCUGAGGCGGGAGCUGAAGCUGCUAGAGUCUAUCUUCCACCGCGGCCACGAGCGCUUCCGCAUUGCCAGCGCCUGCCUGGACGAGCUCAGCUGCGAGUUCCUGCUGGCCGGGGCCGGAGGGGCCGCGGCGGGGGCGGCGCCCGGCCCCCAUCUACCCCCGCGGGGGCCGGUGCCCGUGGACCCCGUCCGCAUCCACUGCAACAUCACGGAGUCGUACCCUGCUGUGCCUCCCAUCUGGUCGGUGGAGUCUGAUGACCCUAACUUGGCUGCUGUCUUAGAGAGGCUGGUGGACAUAAAGAAAGGGAAUACUCUGUUGUUGCAGCAUCUGAAGAGGAUCAUCUCCGAUCUUUGUAAACUCUAUAACCUCCCUCAGCAUCCAGACGUGGAGAUGCUGGAUCAGCCCUUGCCAGCAGAGCAGUGCACACAGGAAGAUGUGUCUUCAGAAGAUGAAGAUGAGGAGAUGCCUGAGGACACAGAAGAUCUAGAUCACUAUGAAAUGAAAGAGGAAGAGCCGGCUGAGGGCAAGAAAUCUGAAGAUGAUGGCAUUGGAAAAGAAAACUUGGCCAUCCUAGAGAAAAUUAAAAAGAACCAGAGGCAAGAUUACUUAAAUGGUGCAGUGUCUGGCUCGGUGCAGGCCACUGACCGGCUGAUGAAGGAGCUCAGGGAUAUAUACCGAUCACAGAGUUUCAAAGGGGGAAACUAUGCAGUUGAACUCGUGAACGACAGUCUAUAUGAUUGGAAUGUCAAACUCCUCAAGGUUGACCAGGACAGCGCUUUGCACAACGAUCUCCAGAUCCUUAAAGAGAAAGAAGGAGCUGACUUCAUCCUACUUAAUUUUUCCUUUAAAGAUAACUUUCCUUUUGACCCACCGUUUGUCAGGGUUGUGUCUCCAGUCCUCUCUGGAGGGUAUGUUCUAGGCGGAGGUGCCAUCUGCAUGGAACUUCUCACCAAACAGGGCUGGAGCAGCGCCUACUCCAUAGAGUCAGUGAUCAUGCAGAUCAGCGCCACACUGGUGAAGGGGAAGGCGCGUGUGCAGUUUGGAGCCAACAAAUCUCAGUACAGUCUGACGAGAGCACAGCAGUCCUACAAGUCCUUGGUGCAGAUCCACGAAAAAAACGGCUGGUACACACCCCCAAAGGAAGACGGCUAACCCCGGAGCAUCAUCCCUUCCUCCCUCCCCAGGCACCACUGGACCAAUUACCUUUGAAUGCUGUAUUUGGAUCUCACGCUGCCUCUGUGGUUCCCUCCCUCAUUUUUCCUGGACGUGAUAGCCCUGCCUAUUGCAGGACAGUGAUGGCUAUUCUAAACGCUAAGGGAAAAACACAGAACUGUUCCAAGUACUCAAGACUGACUUACAGACCAUCCACCUUGCUGGAACCCUUGCUAGCAGGCAUUCUUAUAAAGAAACUUUUGAGCCUCCUUAUAUUGCUGGAAACUCAGCUGUGCUCCAGACUAGAGCCUCCUUACCUAUGCUAUGGAUUUUUAAUUUAUUUUCUCUUAUUUCAUGUACACUGCUUUUUUUGGUUACAGUGUAUGAUGGAUGUGUAUGAAAAAAAUGUAUCUUUGGGAAAACAAUUACAGUUUGUUAAUUUGAA
Molecule: messenger RNA, 1921 nt
Organism: Nycticebus coucang (slow loris)
Lineage: Eukaryota; Metazoa; Chordata; Mammalia; Primates; Lorisidae
Gene: UBE2Q1
Product: ubiquitin conjugating enzyme E2 Q1
Exons: 13
Coding region: 208-1476 (422 amino acids)
Source: RefSeq, a predicted model, not a curated record